GAGAAAUUUCGGAACGUACUGAAUUAGACCCUUCAAUACGAGAGGCAUGAACCUUGAUACAGACUGCGUGAUGUCCUCUGUGAGUUGUGGGAAUGGGAAACUCAGACAGUGGCUAAUAGAACAGAUUGAUAGUGGAAAGUAUCCAGGACUGGUCUGGGAAAAUGAUGAAAAAUCGAUAUUCAGGAUACCUUGGAAACAUGCUGGCAAACAGGACUAUAACAGAGAGGAAGAUGCAGCACUCUUUAAGGCAUGGGCUCUUUUCAAAGGGAAGUACAGAGAAGGGAUUGACAAGCCAGAUCCUCCAACGUGGAAGACAAGGUUGAGAUGUGCCUUGAAUAAAAGCAAUGACUUUGAAGAAUUGGUGGAGAGAAGUCAGCUGGACAUUUCAGAUCCAUACAAAGUGUACAGAAUUGUGCCCGAGGGAGCAAAGAAAGGAAUAAAACAGCACAGUAUGGAGGACUCAUCACUACUUGUGAACCACAAUCCUUACCCAGUGCCUACUUCAUACCCUCCAUUAACACAUCAGGUAUCGAACUACAUGGUGCCUCCCGAACGUAACUGGCGGGACUAUGUUUCAGAGCAGCACCAUCCUGAACUUUCUUACCAAUGUGCAAGUGUUCCAUACCCACCUCGUAACCAUCACUGGCAAGGACCAUCUUGUGAAAACAGUUACCAAGUCACUGGUUCCUUUUAUGCCUGUACACCUGAACCACAAGCAUCUGGCAUCCCUUUAGAACCAAGUUUAAGGUCUGCUGAGGCUCUUGCUUUAUCAGAUGGUCGUCUUCACAUUUCUUUAUACUAUCGAGAUGUUUUGGUAAAACAGAUAACAACUUCAAGUCCUGAGGGCUGCAGAAUAGCCCAUGGAGAGAGCUUUGACGGCAGCAAUUUGGAUCAGGUCCUGUUUCCAUAUUCUGUUGACAUUACCCAUAGCAAGAAUAUUGAAAAGUUACUUAGUCAUCUUGAAAGAGGUGUCUUACUCUGGAUGUUAUCUGAUGGACUUUAUGCAAAGAGACUAUGCCAAAGCAGGAUCUACUGGGACGGCCCUCUUGCUGUAUACAGUGACAGACCGAACAAGCUAGAGAGGGAACAGACCUGCAAGCUUUUUGACACCCAGCAAUUUUUGACAGAACUCCAAGGAUAUGCUCAUCAUGGACGCCCAAUUCCAAGGUUCCAGAUUGUUUUAUGUUUUGGUGAAGAAUUUCCAGAUCCACAGAGACAACGAAAGCUGAUUACAGCCCAUGUUGAACCCGUGUUUGCAAGACAACUUUUUAACUUUGCUCAUCACAACAGUGGACACUAUUUAAGAGGCUAUGAUCUACCAGAUCACUUAAGUAGUUCAGAAGAUUACCACAGAUCUAUCCGCCAUUCUUCCAUUCAGGAAUGAAGGAAAGGCUCCAGUAGGAGCCCCAUUGACACUGGAAACUCUAUUAAAUGUAAGGCAGUGCAAUCAGUACAGCUCUCAAGUUUGUCUGGAUCAGCGUAAGUGGAUGUGUUUCCAAAAGGGCGGCAGGGAGCUAAAUAAAUGGUACACAGGUAGAAACCCAUAUUGUUUCUGCAUGCCAAGAAUUAUACUGCCUUCAUCUUUCAGCAAGAGAAGAAAAGAUCAUGGACAUCUGUUUUGCUCUUCCAUUUAAUUGAAUUAUUUGUGAUCUAGGGGAAUGACUGUAAAACUGACAAAACUGAACUGAUUGUACCAAUGUUUGUAUAUAUUUUUUUAUUGUAUGUAACUGCAGCUGUUUUUCUAGAACAGUACUUACAAUCUGCACUUGUGAUUUAUUUAUCAUUAUUCUCCUCACUCAGGGCUGUUUUGGAAAAUUUUUUUUCUGCACAUCAUCACAGAAUAGCCAAAAGAUUGUAUAACCAUGCAGUAAGUUUCUUUCCACCAGAUGUGAAUUUCUGUUGGUGACUAAGAUAUUUCCUAUGCAAAUGAUCUCAAACUGCCCUGCUUCAUGCUGCUAGCAGUGGUUUUAGUAAUCUAGCAUGUCAGGAAUGAAAACGGCAUCAGUGCUAGUCUUGCCAAAAUACUCACAUAAUCUCAGGUUUCUGGCAUUUGCUGUAUAUUUUCCUUUGCCAAGUAGCUCCCUGCAUAUUUAGUGCUUUUUUUUUCUUUUGUAGAUGCUAUGACCUUUAAUAAAGUAUUUACAUGUCUGAAAGACCAAAAGGUUUUCAUGUAAAUUUAGAAUAAACUAAAAACUGCAAUGUUAUUUCUGCUUUGUAUCGGCAAGACUCAAGGGAAAUUAUAUUGAGGUAUAUAUGUAUGUUUAAUAGUAGGUUCCUAAGUGACAUGUAUUGUCAUCUGAACAUUUUGAUUUCUUUUGAAAUGAAAAAGGGAUUCCUAAUAGAGGAGCAGCUAUGGUCUUGUA
Messenger RNA from Protopterus annectens (West African lungfish), 2363 nucleotides. It is a transcript of the gene IRF4, whose product is annotated as interferon regulatory factor 4. The record is from RefSeq and is a predicted model, not a curated record. Bases 47 to 1384 code for a protein of 445 amino acids. Gene Ontology annotation, molecular function: RNA polymerase II cis-regulatory region sequence-specific DNA binding; protein binding; DNA-binding transcription factor activity, RNA polymerase II-specific. Gene Ontology annotation, cellular component: nucleus. NCBI's taxonomy places the organism in Eukaryota, Metazoa, Chordata, Ceratodontiformes, Protopteridae. Gene Ontology annotation, biological process: immune system process; regulation of transcription by RNA polymerase II. The transcript is spliced from 9 exons.